This is a messenger RNA of Bactrocera latifrons, 4874 nucleotides long. RefSeq names its product tubby-related protein 4 (gene Tusp). Gene Ontology annotation, molecular function: protein binding. The record is from RefSeq and is a predicted model, not a curated record. The transcript is spliced from 12 exons. Bases 395 to 4852 code for a protein of 1485 amino acids. Lineage: Eukaryota; Metazoa; Arthropoda; Insecta; Diptera; Tephritidae.
CUUUUGAAGUUUGGCCUCGUGUAGACAAGCCUAAGCGGAUCCGUCAUCCUUUUCAAAACGGAUUGAGAGUGGCGAGUUUUGUACAAACAUAAAACGGUUCUUGUGCAUAAAUAACCCAACACUCAUGUGUACUCACAUACUUACAUACACUAGGAUGUAGUUAUUGAAUUUUCUUCAUACAAAAUGGGCCUUUUGCAUUCAGACAUUAAAUGAWAAUACAAUUAGAUUUUGUAUGCAUUUGAAAUGCAUAAAAACUUAAAGUGAAAACACAACUACUAGAAAGCGCAAAUUCCAUAAAAAUUAGUUUUGAACUAAUUUUCCGUUAACGCUAAUGAAAGUGGAUUUAGUCCGUCGCAAGCUUAAGGCAUAACACUAUUUCAAUAGAUUUGGCAGGAUGCAUCUGCAUUUCGAACCGAGUGUGAAUACAAAAUGUGAUUGCACAAUACUGUCGCUCUCAUGGAUGGGUAAAGUUCCUGAUGAUAUUCCAGAGGACGAGGGCUGGAAACUGAAUCGAACAAACUAUUACCAAGAAGGAUGGCUGGCUACCGGUAAUAUUCGCGGCAUUGUCGGCGUGACAUUUACAACCUCACAUUGUCGCAGAAAUUUGGAUUUUCCGACGCGUACCAAUUACAAUCUGCGUGGGCAUCGAUCCGAUGUGAUUUUGGUGAAAUGGAAUGAACCAUAUCAGAAAUUGGCUUCGUGUGAUAGUUCCGGUAUCAUAUUUGUGUGGAUCAAAUAUGAAGGCCGUUGGUCCAUCGAACUGAUUAACGAUCGCAAUACGCCGGUUACGUACUUCUCCUGGUCGCACGAUGGACGUAUGGCACUAAUUUGCUAUCAGGACGGUUUUGUGCUUGUAGGCUCGGUAGCCGGUCAGCGUUAUUGGUCAUCAAUGUUGAAUCUGGAGUCGACCAUUACAUGCGGUCUUUGGACACCAGACGAUCAGCAAGUAUAUUUUGGCACCACACAUGGCCAGAUCAUCGUUAUGGACGUGCAUGGAGCGAUGGUGUCGCAAGUGCAGCUCGCCAAUGAUGUUGGCAUAACAGCAAUGGCGUGGUCAUGUGAAAAGUUCAAAAUGGAGGAGGGUGAAGAAUCCGAGCCAGGUGUUACCAAUGCUUCUAAACGUUCUUUUGUAUUGGCUGUUAGCUUUCAAAAUGGCUUUAUAUACUUAAUAAAGUCUUACGAUGACGUAUCGCCUGCACAUAUCAACACAGGGCUUAGCGGCAGCAUAGGCAUGGCAAUGGAAUGGAGUAAUUCGCGUGAAUUGCUCGCUGUUGCUGGCACUGCGCAGACUUCGUUGAACACGUUUGACCAACAAGGGGCGCCGAUUUAUGAAAAUAUAUUGAAAUUUUACACCGAAUCUGGCAAAAUACUGUACCAAACACGCUUACCGAAUACCUCCGCCACGGUGUCCGCCCUUACAUGGGGUCACAACGACAAGCGUCUGUUCAUUGCGACUGGCACCCAAGUGCACAUUGCGUGGGUCUCCAGGCGUAUAGCAUCACUCCAAAUGUUAUGUCGCCUACAAAUACAGGCAAGCAUUGGCUCAGAGCGAUCGUUGCCCUUGCUACCGUUGCCGUCACGAAUUAGGAGUCUGAUUGGCAAUCUUUUUGCUCAAACAAUAAGAUGCUGUGUACCUGAUCUUAAAUCCGUACGUGAGUUUGUCUCCCGGCCACCAAUGUGUUCGACACGCUUGCACUGCACCAUGAUACGACACGACGAGGAUCCGACCCAAAAUACAGGCAUUUGCUACACACUCUAUUUGGAGUAUUUAGGUGGCCUUGUGCCGCUACUCAAGGGUAAACGCACCUCGAAAAUACGUCCAGAGUUCGUGAUAUUUGAUCCGCAAGCGAAUGAUUCCCCGGUUUUCAUGCAAUACUCACCAGAAUGGAAAAGCUCUUCCGGCUCGAGCCAAUCUACAACUACCGGACAAAGCGGCAGAACGGAUUCUUCCGAUAGUGAGUUUGAAGAACGUUACCGUAGCUCUCCACGUCCAAUACGCCAUCGCAAAUUGCGACAGAAAAAGCGAAAUCAGAGCAAUGGAGAAAAAUAUUCCGUGAACACCAAUAUUGAUCCCGAUAGCUUGGAUGAACUCGCUUACGUUGAUACACUUCCUGAGGAAGAAAAACUGGUUGAGGUUACCUCAAAUAUUUGGGGUACCAAAUUUAAAAUUCAUGGACUUGCCAAAACCGUCCCAGCCAAUUUAGGCCAAAUAACGUAUAAAACGUCCCUAUUGCAUCUGCAGCCAAGGCAAAUGACACUAGUUAUAACAGAACUGCGUGACGACUUUCCUUCGGGUCCGGAUCCAACUUUUAAUCCGAACAUUUUUUCCGAAGACGAAGAUGAUGCUGCUCUACACAAUGGCAGUAAAAGCAAUGGCAAUACAUACAACUUGCUGACAAAUGCCGAGAGCCAAAUGAGAGCUACAUCAACAGCGGCAGCCCCACAUCGUCGCCUUAACGAGUUAUCCCCACCUAUUGCACCAAUGUCACCWCGACCUAACCAUCUAUUGGCGCGACACAAAAACGCACUUAAUAACAAUGGAAUACAGUGUGCGAUAGGCAGCACUGGCUUAAGUCCAUUGGCUAAAGCCGAAUCUUAUGAUGAUGAUUCGUCAAAUGAAUCACAGGAGGUAAAUGGUUAUCACAAUGGCGCCAGAGUCAACYUACCGACCGGCAAUUUACUUCACACCACAAACGGAUCAAAUAAUAACAAAAUGGUGCGUCCGAAGAAUAUUACUGCCACUACACCGGGUAUACGUAGCAGCCUAGGACCUGGCUAUAGUAGCUUCAAAAACAACUACAGUCGUUCUAGUUCGAACUCGAGCUCACAGUCCCGCCACGCUAUAUCGCCACUGUACUGUGAUGGUUCGGUUCCAACGUUACAAUCACCGAAAAAUGCCGUCGCACCAACGGAUAUAAUAUUCGAACGUCCCGCUGUUUCGAGCAAUGGUCAAACCACGGUUAUGUCCUACUCCAGCAAUACGGAUUACGCUAACAAUGUUGUGCAAGUGAAGAAUGUUUUGCUGCCCGAAAUGAUUCGGUCUACAAAUAGUCAUGUCAACCCAGUACCUUUAAAUCUUAAUUUGAACCUUGAACGUAUGGAUGCAAGACUCAAAACAGCAGCGUGUAGCAGUAAUUUCACAGCAAAUAAUAAUCCCGUUAACAAUAACAACACAAAACGUCGAGAUAUUUCGUAUAUAGAUGAAGAAGUUCAAUCGCCCACCCAGCAAGCUUUGAUAACUUUCACUCCCGUCUCUACGCCCGUCGAAGUUCGGAUGAAGCGCACAACAACGGUAGUGUCCAUCGCGCCUGCUCUACCCGAUUCGAUUACCAGAAGUUGUAGUGUUGGUUAUUUGGACUCGGAUGCUAUUACACCGUCCGACGAAGCCUUAAUGGCGCUGCGAAGAGACGCACCCACCAAACGUUUGAUAUUAGUAGACAAACGUAAGACUAGAAAAAAACGUCAAAAUAAUGAGGACUCCCGCAAACCAAAGUUGGAAAGAUCGGGAAAAUCAAAAAGUCUGGAUUCCUGCGAAUUAGUCUUCAGUCAAACAAAAUUAAGCAGCAAAGAACCCGAAAAAGCACCACGAAAACUUCAAGAAAUCGCUGAAGGUAAAACAAGCGGCACCGACACCAAUGAACCGACAAAAUGUUUUAAAUGUCACARAAGCGUUAGUCCCAACGAACAAUGUAAACAUUGCCAGCCAGUCCAAACUGCAAUCGACGAGCAACCAAAGAAGGAAGAGAAAAUACGUAUAGUGUCCACCCCGCAGAAGAAGGACUUCACAGCCAACACGCAUAUUUAUGAAAGUUUAUAUAAGAGUCAGGAACAGCAAAAACAAAGUCAACGUAAAACGGGCGGAACACCGAGAAAGAAAAAGUUGGACGUAAUCACUAGCUUCACCGACAGUCCACUAUUCACGCGAAAGCAUCGUUUUGGCAUCAGAAGUCGCAGCAAAGAAACUGGUAGUAGCAGUGAAACGAACACCGAAAGCACCACACCGUUGCUGGGUCGUAAAAAUGAUAAUGGAUUUAACUUCGUUAAACAAUUAACCGAGGUACGCUGGCGACGUAGAGAGACCCAAAAUAAUGUGACUACUGUAAAAAAUCAACGCGAUUACUUGGGACACACACAAUGCCCAAGCACGAAUGGGAAUGCCAUUGAGGCCACGCCGGUGGAAACUAAAGCUUCUGUCUCUUUACAAGCGCAGGCACUUACAACGUUAGAGAACAUAAUCAGCCGUUUACGAGACCUCGACGAGGGACGUCUCACACCGCCCGCCACACCAAAACGCCUACCACGAAGCUCGCCAGCAUCGCCAGCCGUUAGUAAAAAGAACAAACGUCAGAGUAGUUCGCCCAUUCGGCACUUUUUGAAUUCACCUCUGCUAAAUAGGCGCUAUCGCAAAAAACAAUGCCUCAUAGAAAGUUCAGAUGACGAAGGCAACGGUACAAAUGGGUCAGGCGAAGAAAACGGUGGUGCCAGUUACAAUAGGCAAUAUCGUGAUUUGGAAACAUUCCAAAAGGCACAGCUACUACAAAAGCUAAAACGUGGUAAAAUAGAGCCGAAUGGUUCUUCGAGCUACUCAAGUCCAGCUCCAGUUCGACGAGAAUUCGUGAUGCACAACAAGGCGCCAAUGUGGAAUGAGCUUAGUCAGGUGUAUCAGCUGGAUUUUGGUGGACGUGUCACACAAGAGUCAGCCAAAAAUUUUCAAAUUGAAUUCCGUGGCAAGCAGGUAAUGCAAUUCGGACGGAUCGAUGGCAAUGCAUACACAUUGGAUUUUCAAUAUCCAUUUUCGGCAUUACAAGCGUUCGCUGUUGCGCUCGCCAAUGUUACACAACGGUUGAAAUAAAUAUAUAACAUAUGUACAUACA